UUCAACGAUCACUUACCAAAGCAAUACAAUAUAUACAACUCACAAAGACAAACACUCUUCAUUUCUUAAGACAAGAUGGCACUUGAGAUCGACAGCAAAUUCACCGGACCACUCAUAGCUAACGGUGGAGAAAAAAGAGCUUACGUGACUUUCCUCGCUGGAAACGGAGACUUCGUGAAAGGAGUGGUGGGUCUUGCUAAAGGGCUAAGGAAAGUUAAGAGCAUGUAUCCACUUGUGGUGGCUGUAUUGCCGGACGUACCAGAGGAUCACCGGAGACAGCUGGUGGAGCAAGGCUGUGUCGUUAAAGCGAUCGAGCCGGUUUACCCACCGGAGAAUCAAACCGAGUUUGCCAUGGCUUAUUACGUUAUCAACUAUUCUAAGCUUCGUAUUUGGAAGUUUGUGGAGUAUAGCAAGAUGAUAUACUUGGACGGAGACAUUCAAGUGUUCCACAACAUAGACCACUUGUUUGAUCUCCCAAAUGGCCACUUCUACGCAGUAAAAGAUUGUUUCUGCGAGAAGACAUGGAGCCACACGCCACAGAACAAGAUAGGUUAUUGCCAACAGUGUCCAGAAAAAGUGACUUGGCCGGCAGAGCUUGGUCCUAAGCCACCCUUGUACUUCAACGCUGGAAUGUUCGUCUACGAGCCUAAUCUUUACACUUAUCAUAAUCUCUUGGAGACUCUGGAAGUUGUUCCUCCCACUCCAUUUGCGGAACAGGAUUUCUUGAAUAUGUAUUUCAGGGACAUAUACAAGCCGAUACCAGUAGUUUAUAAUUUGGUUAUGGCUAUGCUAUGGAGACAUCCAGAGAACGUAGAGCUUGACAAAGUUAAAGUUGCUCACUAUUGUGCUGCUGGUUCUAAGCCUUGGAGAUUCACUGGAAAAGAGCCGAACAUGGGGAGAGAAGAUAUCAAAAUGUUGGUCAAGAAAUGGUGGGACAUAUACAACGACGAGGCUCUUGAUUACAAGAACAUCACUAGCGACAAAGGAGGAGACGACCAUAAGAAGCAGUUUGUCAAAGCUUUGUCGGAGGCCGGUGUGCUUCAGUACGUCAAAGCUCCAUCUGCAGCUUAAUCACCAUAUAAUCAUCAAGCUUUGUUGCUCCUUGUUCUCGUGAUCUAUAUUGAUUUAGUUCGAUACUUGUUUAUAGCACUAUAAGUUACAUAUACGGUAAUACUGUUUGAGACUUUGUUUACUACUAUAUACCCUUAUAUAUACAAUAUCUAGUGUUUAAUUA
Raphanus sativus (radish) is the source of this 1234-nucleotide messenger RNA. Its product is annotated as galactinol synthase 2. The record is from RefSeq and is a predicted model, not a curated record. Lineage: Eukaryota; Viridiplantae; Streptophyta; Magnoliopsida; Brassicales; Brassicaceae. The transcript has 4 exons. Gene Ontology annotation, molecular function: glycosyltransferase activity. Bases 76 to 1071 code for a protein of 331 amino acids.